AGCCUUGUGGGUAGCUUCCCAACGUCCUUGUCCACCAAGCACACACCAACUGCCUUCAAGCAAGGGGAUUUGGGAGCCUCUGUCAGUCAGUAGUUCUUGAAACAAGUCGGAAUUUCCCAACAUGAUGGCAGCAAGAUUUCUCCGCCGUUCUCUCCCCAUGCUUAGGCAAGCGCGCUGCUAUGCCGAGCCAGCCACCGGUGCCCCGCAGAUGUCCUUCACUUUCGCCUCUCCGACUCAGGUGUUCUUCAAAGAGGCCAGUGUGAAGCAAGUGGACGUGCCCACACUCACCGGCGCAUUUGGUAUCCUCCCCGCCCACGUGCCCACCUUGCAGGUGCUUCGGCCUGGCGUUGUCACGGUGUUCAAUGACGAUGGCUCGUCUGCUAAAUACUUUGUGAGCAGUGGGUCCAUAACUGUCAACGCUGAUUCUUCAGUGCAGUUGCUAGCUGAGGAGGCCGUACCGCUGGACCAGCUUGAUGUGGCUGCUGCCAAGGCCAACCUGGAAAAGGCCCAGGCUGAACUGGCCGGUACAUCCAGCGAGGUCACGAGGGCGGAGGUUCAGAUCAGCGUAGACGCCAACGAGGCCAUUGUCAAGGCGUUGGAGUAGACCUCCCCCGUGGUCAUCUUAGCUCUUCUGUUUGGUGGAACACACUUUAGGCAUUUCCAGCUGUCCCGUGGAUUCCAUGCUUGCUUUGUACAGUGGAUGAAAAACUAAAUAAAUUUAUUUGGAAUUA
This is a messenger RNA of Syngnathus typhle (broad-nosed pipefish), 731 nucleotides long. RefSeq names its product ATP synthase F1 subunit delta (gene atp5f1d). The transcript is spliced from 5 exons. NCBI's taxonomy places the organism in Eukaryota, Metazoa, Chordata, Actinopteri, Syngnathiformes, Syngnathidae. The record is from RefSeq and is a predicted model, not a curated record. Gene Ontology annotation, biological process: proton motive force-driven ATP synthesis. Gene Ontology annotation, molecular function: proton-transporting ATP synthase activity, rotational mechanism. The coding region runs from base 122 to 604 and encodes 160 amino acids.